GAAAACUAUGUUGACAUUUCGGCAAAACCCGACCCGUUUCACCGGAUUCAAAUUCCUCCACCAAAAUCAGAAACCCUUCUUCCAUUUUCGGCUUUUCGCUUCCUCCACUCCAGAACAGAAUGAUGAUUCGCAGCCUGAUGAGGCUUCUUUCUCGAUCUCGCGUGAGAAUGCUUGCAGGUGGUGGAGGAGGAGGAGGACAUGGCAGUCCUGUUAAUUUCAACUACCGGAGAUGGUCAUCUGCAUCUUCAUCAUCCGUUCCUCCAAUUUCUGCUGAAUCCAUCAAGGAAGCAUACAAAGAAGCAUUCAAUGGGAUCGACAGCCUCAGAAUGGUUGAAGCCAAGCUUGAUAAACUAGCUGAUUUUAUGAUGGAAGUAACACAUGUUUUUCAAGAUGAGCCUGAAAAGUUAUUUGAAUUUGUGAGAAUCCUACUUGAUUUCCGUAUUGGUAGUACUGAUUUAAGUGUCUUCAAAGAACGACUGACGGAGUUGUUGAAAGGGCAUAACAAUUUAAUUUGGAAAUUCAACAACCUCGAGAUACCGGGAGUGACCUCACUUCUAUUGGAUAAUGAUGGAUUACCAUUCAAAUAUGAUUUAGCAGCAGUCAAAGAUGAUCAGGAAUGACAAGUUUGAUGACAGUCAUGUAUGUAUAAAUCAUUAUUAGGUUGAUCUAUUUAAUCAAAGGUUCUUUACUAUCUUUAGUGGUACUUAUGCUCUUUUAUUGUAUUGUAUAAAAUGAAAUAUUCAAGUUAUCACUAUCUAUAACAUAUUAACAUUCGUUACAGUUUGAGAUCUUACAUGAUAUUAGGAGUGUGGCCGGUGAACGUCUCUUCACACGGUCGUUGUGAAGGAGGUGUUACCUGCCAGACACUCUGACCUCAAGUCAAUAAUUAACCGUUAAUGUCAGUCAUUCCAAUGUCAAACUCGAAGCUUAACUGGGCUGAGCACGUCAUUGGACAGGAACAAGAACACACAGUUUUAGACUAGUGUGUGAUUGGUCAGAGUUCGAUGCCUAAUUGGGUCGACCUCGACGCCGAGUUGGUCUUAGGCCAUGUCCAUAGCAGUUUGGUAUUAAUUAUAGUUCCCCGUUUACUAUUGAACUAGCAUGGUAACCCAUAUAAGCUAGAAAUUUGUCUAAAUGCUUUUGAGAAAUCUUGGUCUUCUUUCAUAGUCAUAGGUGGUGGAUUCUUCUUCGAAUCCACUUUCUCAAAACUCUAGCUUGACACCCUCUACCUGCUUGUUACAAUGAUUGUUGGUGACAAUGCUGUUGGUAACAUGGUUCACAACAUUGCCAUGUAAAAUUGAUUUAAAUAUAUACAAUUACUACACAAUUACUA
Molecule: messenger RNA, 1333 nt
Organism: Trifolium pratense (red clover)
Lineage: Eukaryota; Viridiplantae; Streptophyta; Magnoliopsida; Fabales; Fabaceae
Product: paired amphipathic helix protein Sin3-like 1
Exons: 2
Coding region: 120-620 (166 amino acids)
Biological process (GO): regulation of DNA-templated transcription
Source: RefSeq, a predicted model, not a curated record